AUGGCGGCUGGCAAGAGAGAGCCGGGUAUUGGCCGAGUUCUUUUUCCUCAAGAAAACCCCCCUCUGUUCAGGCCCACUUAACUCCCAGGAACCUCGCAGGGAUUCAAGGAGGGGAAGUGGAACCCCGCCCGACGCACAAACCGCCUUUUCUUUCAUUUAGUUGAAGGGCCCCACUCGGAUUCAAACCAUGGGCGUAGCCAAGCCCCACAUAAUCCAUACAGAUCUGAUGUUCUGCCCCCCUAACAAAAGACCUGGCUACGCCCAUGGUUCCACCUCAACGCCGACCCCAUGGUCUUUCCUAUAGAGCGGAGUAACCGACCCCGUUGUUAGACUCCAAGCAAAUGCAAAGUUAAGUUUUUUUUAGCUCUCCCGGGCCCAGAGACUGAACACGUUUGCUUUAGUUUUGUUUAUAUAUCUAACAGAUCUACCCCAAACGGUUUGCCAUAAAUAUUAAAAUUACCAAUAAAAACAAAGCAAUUAAAACAUUUAAACAUAAUUAAAAUUAAUGGUAAAGGAGAUUAAAGCACGUCAGCAUAGGUGCGUCCUGGCAGGUGUACUUUGGGAUAUAAACAGGAAAAGACAGGAAUUCAACCUGGGCGAGUUAAAAGUAACCACCCACAUACCACCACAGGUGGAUUGGGGCCGAAGCGUAAUAUUAGUAACAGAACAUAAUACAAGAAUGUAGUUUGAUAUUAAACAAAACAUUCAUUCCCAACUAGCUGUAUGUUUUACAAUAGGUGUAAAAUGCUUGGUCCUACUCAUUUGGGGCUUUAUAGCUUAUGGGGAAAGCAGCUGGCGAUAAUAAAGUGUAUAAAAUUAUGCAUGGUGUAGAGAAAGGGACAAUAGGGAUGGUUUUUCCUUCAUAUAACGCUAUAACCUGUGAAAUGGUGGGAGACUCAAAAGUACUUCUUAACACAAUGCAUAGUAAAUGCGGAAGUUGCUACCACAAGAAAUGGUGAUAGCCACCAAUUUAGACAGCUUUAAAAUGGGAUUAAGGGACGCAGGUGGCGCUGUGGGUUAAACCACAGAGCCUAGGGCUUGCCGAUCAGAAGGUCAGUGCUUCGAAUCCCCGUGACGGGGGGAGCUCCUGUUGCUCGGUCCCUGCUCCUGCCAACCUAGCAGUUCGAAAGCACGUCAAAGUGCAAGUAGAUAAGUAGGUACCGCUCCGGCGGGAAGGUAAACAACGUUUCUGUGCGCUUCUCUGGUUCACUUAGUCAUGCUGGCCACAUGACCCGGAAGCUGUAGGCCGGCUCCCUCAGCCAAUAAAGCGAGAUGAGCACCGCAACCCCAAAGUCGGUCACGACUGGACCUAAUGGUCAGGGGUCCCUUUACCUUUACCUUAAAAUGGGAUUAGAUAAUUCCUGGAGGGUAGGGUUAUCAAGGUCAUGGUAGCUACCUGCUACCUUCAGUCUACCUCUGAAUACUAGUUCCUUGGUAACAGCAGCAGAGUUCUGUCAUGGUCAUGCUGUGCUUGUGGGCUUUUCAAGAGUUAAGUUCAGCAAUGAUAGCUGGUGAAAAUAUCAGGAUGCAUAUCCUCAUUCUCAGGAUGCAUUAAGCGUCACAUGCUAAAAUGGGUGGAGGAAACGGAAUCCUCUGCUUAGCUCAUAUGUAAAUAGUAUUGCUUGUUAGAUAAGUUGAUUUGGACAUCACCAGCUCAUGGAGGUUGUGAAAUUGCCCAUGAACUGGAGUCCUGAUACGUGGUAUGCAUGUAAUCCAAAAAAACCAUUUUACUCGGAAGGGAGAAAUCUGAAAAUAUAUAUAACAAAUUAUUGAAUUAAAAACAGAAGCAAAAAUGUCAAGAGCCAGCACUAACAAUAUAUUAAAGAGAAAAAGAAUACAAAACUUAAUGUUUAAAAAGGAAUGUUUUCAAGCUAUCCCCCCCCCCCCCCCCGCAAACACACAUUGCUUCCCCAGAUUUCCUGUUGUAAAAAAAGAGCAAGGGACAAAGCUGAGUUAUUGCUUCCCCUCCCCAAGGUGCUUUCAGCUAUACAUCAUUGGUGAACAGAAAGCUUUUAUGGCAGAAACCAGUGUUUUACAUCUGGCUCUGGCCUCAAUACCAUCAGAAACCACAGGGCUUCACUCACUGCACCUCCCUGGUAUAAGAACUAUUUGUUUCAAUGAUUGGUACCAACCACACCAUAAUUAUCCAACUAAAUGGGUGGCAUUAAGUGAACCCUUACAUUACUGAGCUAUUCCCACGCAACCUUGGGGACUGAAAUUCGUCAGAAAACGGGGACUCCCUCUUUCAGUGGCAUGUUCCUGCAAAAGUGGGUGGGCAGCCAGGUAUACUUGCCCUGGAACUCGGAGGACUAAGUUGGUGGGAGGGGGGCUGCCAUGGACCGGCUGCUUUUUUGUUUGAGUUUAUAACUUUAUUCUGACAAGACACUUCCCAGGCUUCAGACAAGCUCUGCAUGGGCCUGCCACUGGGGUAUCACAAUUGUUCAAAUACUUGCAACAUGUUGUAGAAAGUAGACAUUUGAUAAAACAUGGUCAAAAUCCUGAUUACUGAGACACCCAUCUGCUCAGAAGUUAAGUUGCAGGCCUAGGCCAUUCUGCUGCUUAUAUGCCUGACCUUACCUAUUUGUUUCACCCUUCAGAUGACAGCUUCAGAUAUCAAUUUUCCCAGGAGAAUACUCAGCUCCCAGUGCAAAACAGGUAAGAAACACAAGACUGCGCAGUUGUGUUAGGAAUACUUGCAGCUCUAGGAAUAGUCCUAGGUGUCACCAUUAAAACCAGCUCUUCAGCACUUUGAACAAUUCAAUAAUAAAACAAAGUUGCUUAUUAUAUCUGCAACAAAAUGUUGCAGUAUGGAGUGCCGACUUCCAGGGUACGCUUAUCCAUCAUCCCUCCAUGUGUUCUUAUUCCCAAACUUAAAACAGCAUUCUGUGGCCACUGAGCGUGCUCAAUCUCAUUGAACUGUGUUUCCACCCACAUCCCACGUCUCUUGUACUUCCUCCAUGCCAGCUGAUACCUUCCUUGGUGUGCACAAAUGAACACAAAUGUGCCAUCUAUAGGCUUAAGAUGAAUAUUGCUGCUAGUGUGGCUAAGAACAUGUCACUCGCGUUAUUAGCAGCUAUAAUGAAUGUAUCCUCAGUUAAGGAUUACAGACUUAUUGGCAAUACAGUGGUAUCUCGGGUUAAGUACUUAAUUUGUUCCGGAGGUCCGUUCUUAACCUGAAACUGUUCUUAACCUGAAGCACCACUUUAACUAAUGGGGCCUCCUGCUGCCACCGCGCCGCUGGAGCCCGAUUUCUGUUCUUAUCCUGAAGCAAAGUUCUUAACCUGAAGCACUAUUUCUGGGUUAGUGGAGUGUGUAACCUGAAGCAUAUGUAACCUGAAGUGUAUGUAACCCAAAGUACCACUGUAAUUACUUGUGGUACAUGGGAACAUUUCCAGAGCUUGCAAUUACUAGGAACGGGUAUAUAAUACCAGGGCUUUUUUUAAAGCUGGAACUCAGCAGAACCUUUUUGGUGCGUUCUGGCAGCCUUUCAGCUGAACAAAUUUGGGUGGAUGCUCAGCAAGUUUCACCACCUCUUUCUAGAACCUCCCCCCCAUACUACUAUAUGCAAACUGAUACUGAUGUGCAUCUGAUAUGAAUAAUAAUGUGCUUGUUUGUAUACUGUUAUAAAUAACAAGCUAUGGCCUCUUAAACUAUGUGUGUGGAGUUAUUGGUUUUGUUUGUUAUUAUGGUAUGCAUUUCUGUGGUUUUAUAUUGUAAACUGCCCUGUGAUCUUCAAAUGGAUGUUAUAGAAAUUUAACAAUACGCUCUAGUAAGGGAGCCUGUCAAUAACCCAUUUGAUUAUAUGAGGUAUAAUUAUUCCACCACUGUGAAGAGAAUUGUAUCAUUGUGUGUACCCUGUGGUAAUAAUAAUGAAAAUUGGUAUUAAUCGUGUGUGUGUGAAAAUCAGCUCAUGUGUUUGUUUCAAUGUCAGCUUUAAUUUCCCACCCCUGUCAGAAGAGUUUUGAAGUAUGUUCACCUUCCAGGAUUGAGGAGAGGUACCCCGUCUGCUGUCAUACAUAAACCCAUAAAAAGCAAGCUCAUCGGCAUACUGGGACUUACUCUGCCUCACAGGCAAGGUCUGGUGGAGUGGGGAAUCAGCAAUUGCAGCAGAAGCUCACCUAGGGUAGGCAACCACAUCCUCUCCCUUCUAGGGGGAAGGCAGGGUGGUGCCAUGCUCUUCCCCCUCAGCAACGCCAACUGUCUCCACGAAUCGUGGAGAAAUUGGCAGUAGCGGGCAGCCAUGGGAAUAGCACUCCACUGCAGCUGCUGCCAGUAUUGUCGGCUGUUGCCUGUACUACAUACAAAACUAUUUGUAGUAAAAAGUAUGACUUAAUCCAGUAG
Messenger RNA from Podarcis lilfordi (Lilford's wall lizard), 4341 nucleotides. NCBI's taxonomy places the organism in Eukaryota, Metazoa, Chordata, Lepidosauria, Squamata, Lacertidae. The record is from the annotation of a GenBank genome assembly.